AUGUGGGAAAAACGUGUGGAAAGCAUCUGGAGAGGAGACCCCCUUUACCAGCUUGUUUCCUGUUCUAUGACUGGCUGUCACGUAAUCUUUUCUUUGUGCGAUCGUAUCUACCUGCACAGGCAGUCAAGCAAUCAACAGCGAAGAUGCUUCUUUUUUCAAGGACAAAGAAAUACUGCUUAUAAUAUAGUUUGGCCAGCCACGGUUUCUCCAGCUCACCCAGUUCCUAAGCACAUAAAGAAGCCAGACUAUGUGACGACAGGCAUUGUACCAGACUGGGGAGACGACAUAGAAAUUAAGAAUGAAGAUCAGAUUCAGGGGCUUCGUCAAGCUUGUCAAUUGGCCCGUCAUGUUCUGCUUCUGGCUGGAAGGGCCUUAAAGGUUGGCAUGACAACUGAAGAAAUAGAUUCCAUUGUUCAUCAUGAAAUAAUCAGACAGAAUGCCUAUCCGUCACCUCUGGGCUAUGGAGGUUUUCCAAAAUCUGUUUGUACUUCUGUAAACAACGUGGUAUGUCAUGGUAUUCCUGACAGUCGACCUCUUCAGGAUGGAGAUAUUAUCAACAUUGAUGUCACGGUGUAUUACAAUGGCUACCAUGGUGACACUUCUGAAACCUUUUUGGUGGGCAAUGUGGAUAAAUCUGGUCAAAAGUUAGUGGAGGUUGCCAGGAAAUGUAGAGAUGAAGCAAUUGCAGCUUGCAGACCAGGGGCUCCCUUCUCUGUAAUUGGAAACACAAUCAGGAUGACAGUGCGUGUCUCCACACUUGCCCUUCCUGUCGGAGAAUCAGCUGUUGUCUGGCAAAAUGGGAAGAGGAUGGCCAGGAGGGAACUGACGCCCAGCUCUCCUGUCUCUGCCCGCUCUCAGGAGUAUGGUACCACCAUGCAAGAGGCUCUGCCUAUGGGUUUCGAUGGACAGCCUGGCACCUCAGUGAUGUUCCUUUACCAUCUGGGCGACUGUCGGGCCGUCCUGAUGCCAGACACUUUGCCUGGCUUUGCCAUCAGCAAAAGAGGAGCAGCACUGCAGGUACUCUUGACUCCACAGCCACUGGGCUGGAACACAUGGCAGCAAAACAUAAAAUCAAAGCCAAUAAUAAUGGAAGGAUCCCCCGAGUUUAAGAUUCUGAAGGAUAAAUGGACUGCAAUUUCUGUAGACAAUAAAAGAUCAGCACAGUUUGAACAUACCAUUGUGAUUACCUCAGAGGGAGCAGAAAUCCUCUCUAAACUGGUGGAAGAAGCCUAA
This is a messenger RNA of Opisthocomus hoazin, 1233 nucleotides long. The record is from RefSeq and is a predicted model, not a curated record. Lineage: Eukaryota; Metazoa; Chordata; Aves; Opisthocomiformes; Opisthocomidae.